Gamsiella multidivaricata is the source of this 1992-nucleotide messenger RNA. RefSeq lists its product as uncharacterized. Lineage: Eukaryota; Fungi; Mortierellomycota; Mortierellomycetes; Mortierellales; Mortierellaceae. The transcript is spliced from 5 exons. Bases 1 to 1824 code for a protein of 607 amino acids. The record is from RefSeq and is a predicted model, not a curated record.
AUGAAUCGGCCGUUGGUGACAUCUGAAAACGCCGACACACCUCUCCCAACCCCAGAGAUCUUACCACAGUACAUCAAUUCGCCCGUGGAAUUAAGCACGGCCGACUACUGUGCCCUGGCAGCGCAGGCAUCCGAGAGAGAGCACGGUGUCAUCCCAUACGCUGUCGCAAAGGGUUGCUAUGAAAUAUCAUCUCCAUCCAUGGAAAACUCAGAUCUGGAACCUGUCGAUCUAUCAUCGCUGGAGAAACUCGGCAACAUCACGUUCCCCAAUGACUAUAUCUUCCACCAACAACUGGCCCAGCUGAUCGCCAAACUGCAAGAUCCACAUACGUCCUAUAAAAGCAUGUGUUAUCAACAGUUCGUAUUCAUUCAACCACUGUACACAUAUGGUAUCUAUGAGGAUGGAAGGCAGCAGGUCGAGGUUGCAACAGUCUUGAACAAGCUGGACUCUCGCCUGAAAAAUGCGCUGGCUGAUUGCGAGGUCACGCACUUCGAUGGUCGCCCAGCAUUUGAUGUUGUCAAGGGAUUUGCAAAGACCAAGCCGUACAACAAAGACCGUGGGGCUCGCAUCAACAAAUCCUUCGCAUACCUUGGACACGACAAAACUGGAAGUCCAUAUGACCGCUACGUCCUAGGAACCUUUGCUCAGCGAACGAAUAUAUCUCCUAAGGCCACAAUUAAAUACAAAAUCUACUGCCGGUCCAAAUUCAGCUCCGGCCUACCCACUGAAAGCGAUUCCCCACUUGAAGUUGCAUUCGAGAUCCCCUGGUCAGCAUUGGAUGCAACCAUGGCCCCAUACAUAGACGCCACAUCCUACCGACGUCAAUUCCGCGCAAACGAUUCCGUACAGACAACCAAAAUGUUUGGCCUGGACUCUGCCGUGGCAGACAACUUCAUUGUAGCCAGGACCCGGAACCUGCAGGGACGGAAAAAGUCCAAAGAGUUAUACAGGGAUGCCUAUGCCUCCUUUCAUUUGUUGAAUGACGGCGUUACUGGCGUGUUCCGCCUUCGUACAGAAUCGCCUAACAAGCAAGAAAAGAUCCCUCCUCCCAGCUUUUACGCCAAUAUCGACAGCGGAUUCGCUGCGCUGGACGCUGCAGGAGCAACUAAAUUGAUUGUUGAUUUGCAAAAUAAUGCAGGUGGUAUCAUCUGCUGGGAUCGCUAUGUCUUGCAGACGCUUUCCCCAAACACGGUGGAUGCGCCCUAUAUCUAUAGUAUACGAGCUUCCCCAUUGACGCAAGCGUUAGCCAAGGCAACUUUCAGCUAUAAUCAGGAGGCUGAUUCCCCCUAUGGAGGCUUUGUAAACCCUACGACUGGACGAAAGUUCUCGACAGAUUCGUGGAUGAUUCCUGGUACCAAGCUUCCGGGGCGUAAAAGUCUUUUCAGCAACGCGAUCACGGAUCAACUCUGUCCAGCGGUAAAUAAUCUCAAGGGUGAUCCAGAGGGUGCUAUGUUCCAGGCCAAGGACAUUGUCCUUCUCACUAAUGGCUUUUGUGGAUCGACAUGUGCAGCCCUUGCGCUACAGAUGCACGAGCGGUAUGGUGUACGCACAGUCGCAAUCGCGCGCAUGGGCUAUACUGUUGCUCGGUUCCGGAUGCCAUCGAUUUUGUGGGAAGACGUGCGUGAUGAAGUCUGGGGAAGAUCUGCUUUUUUGGAUGUUGAGGAAGGUGCAGAGGAGGGUGCAGCGGAGGAUGGGGAAGGAGAGGCAUUCUUCGGAGGAGACCACACAGGUGCGAUUGUGGUUGUCGAAGAGGGUGCAGAGGAGGGUAUUGAGGCGAUGAUGGAGAGCGCAGCCCAGGAGGCCAACCGCGGGGACCUGGAAUAGUAAUAGAGCGAUAUGGGAUGUUACAGCACACCCAAAUAAAGUUGGUAGCACGAAGGGUAUAGCCCAGUGAGAUCAGAUCAGAUAUAUGAUUCGCCAACUAAUUUUUUUUUUUUGUGGGCUGGCUCGGUGGAGACCACGGACUGAAAAGUAAAGAAAAGUGAAGAGGAG